Messenger RNA from Plectropomus leopardus (leopard coralgrouper), 3522 nucleotides. RefSeq names its product NADPH dependent diflavin oxidoreductase 1 (gene ndor1). NCBI's taxonomy places the organism in Eukaryota, Metazoa, Chordata, Actinopteri, Perciformes, Serranidae. Gene Ontology annotation, molecular function: flavin adenine dinucleotide binding; FMN binding; NADPH-hemoprotein reductase activity. Gene Ontology annotation, cellular component: cytosol. The record is from RefSeq and is a predicted model, not a curated record.
GUUUGAGAGUGAGCAGCUGAAACCUCACAUAGUGGAGCUUUUUGUCCGUUUUGUGAGCGUUUAAACCUAUCGUUGACAAAGACAGCGACGUCAUAAUGUCAAAGCCCACUCUGCUCGUCCUGUAUGGGAGCCAGACCGGCACGGCUCAGGACACGGCCCAGAGGAUCGCACGGCAGGCGCAGAGGAGGCAGCUGCAGGUUCAAGUGCUGCCUUUGGAUGGCUACAACGUGGCCAGCUUGAUCUCAGAGCCUCUGGUUAUAUUUGUAUGUGCCACCACCGGCCAGGGAGACCCUCCAGACAACAUGAAGAACUUCUGGAAGUUUGUCUUUAAGAAGUCUCUGCCUGUUGGCUCUCUGAGUCGUUUGGACUGUGCCGUGCUGGGCCUGGGGGAUUCCUCUUAUCCCAAGUUCAAUUUUGUGGCUAAGAAGCUUCAUAAGCGCCUUCAGCAGCUUGGGGCCAGUAUGCUGUUGCCUGUCGGGCUGGCAGAUGAUCAACAUGACCUUGGGUCGGAUGCUGCGAUUGACCCGUGGCUCACAUCAUUUUGGCAGAAAGUGUUGGCUCUGUACCCGUCUCUGGCUGAUGUGAUCCCCCUGAGGGAGGAUGAGCCGCUCCCUCCGGCUUUUACUGUCCACUUCCUGGAUGAAGUGAAAGAGAAGACAGAUGACAGGCUGAGGAUUCCCACGGAGCAGACCGUCCCCUCCCCGUCCCAUCCAUUUCCUGCCAGACUCGUGUCCAACGUGAGAGUAACGGACCCGUCACACUUCCAGGACGUGAGGCACAUCGAGUUUGAUAUCACUGGAUCCAACAUCAAGUUUGCUGCUGGUGACGUGGUGAUGAUGCGCCCACGCAACUCAGCAGAAGACGUGCAACAAUUCUGUCAGCUGCUGAGACUGGAUCCAGAGGCCAGGUUCACCCUCAGAGCCACAGACAACACUGCAGUUCCAGCCAGGCUUCCUCAGCCCUGCACUGUGCGCUACCUGGUGGAGAGUUACCUGGACAUCGCCGCCGUGCCUCGCCGCUCCUUCUUUGAGCUGCUGUCUACCUUUGCCACCAACGAGCUGGAGAAGGAGAAGCUGAUGGAGUUCAGCUCAGCAGUGGGCCAGGACGAGCUGCACAGCUACUGCAGCCGGCCCCGACGCACUGCGCUGGAGGUCCUGGCAGAUUUCCCUCACACUACAGCAGAACUCAAAGCAGACUAUCUCCUGGAUCUGUUCCCUGAGAUCCAGCCUCGCUCAUUCUCCAUCGCCUCCUCUCUGCAGGCUCACCCAGACAGGAUUCAGAUCCUGGUAGCUGUGGUUCGUUACAAAACCAAGCUGUAUAAACCCCGAAGAGGCCUCUGUUCCACCUGGUUAGCCUCCCUGGACCCUGCACAAGGGGAUGUGUAUGUGCCUCUGUGGGUGAAGAAGGGAACUAUGAAGUUCCCUAAAGAGAAGGACACCCCUGUGAUCAUGGUUGGACCUGGAACAGGACUGGCACCCUUCAGGUCGGCUCUACAAGAGAGGAUUGCUGAGGGAAAACACGCCAAUGUCCUGUUCUUUGGCUGUCGCUCUGAGACCAAAGACUUCUACUUCAGGUCAGAGUGGGAGGAGAUGAUGAAGGCGGGACAGCUGAGCCUCUUCACUGCCUUCUCACGAGACCAGGAGGAGAAGGUGUACGUGCAGCACCGUGUGAGGGAGAAUGCUGAGCUCCUGUGGGACCUGAUCGCCAAUAGAGGCGCCUGCUUUUACAUCGCUGGUAACGCCAAAGAGAUGCCCGCCAGUGUGUGUGACGCCCUGAAGGAGGUGUUUCAGCAGGAGGGAGGCGUGUCCGCAGAGGACGCCGAGCAGAUGUUGACCAACAUGGAGAGGACGGGUCAGUUCCAGAGUGAGACCUGGUCCUGAUCACAUGACCCCAGCCAACCGCCUCUCACUGUCCACAUGAAGCUGCAGCUGCUGCCAUGGUGACUGCAUGAAACAGCUGUGGAAUCAAAGUGGAUUCAUCCAUCAGUCAACAAAUUCAAGCACGGACGAUCGUUUCUGACAUUUUUUAACAGGGCGAGUGACAAAAUAACCUCAGCUCACUUACUGGCUUUUUGGAGCUUUCGACAACAUCUCAGUCUUUAUUUAGCUUGUGGAUCUGGCUCAGGUGACGUCAUGUGACCGUAGUUCCAUUCUCAGGUCAACAGGUGAUUGUAUAAAGGUGCUGUAGUUAACAUCAAAUCCUCUAAGGCUGCAUUCAGUUCGUAGACUGUUUUUUUUAUUUUUUAUUUAUUUAACCUUUAUUUAACCAGGAAGAUCCCAUUAAGAUUAAAAACAAGACAGGAAAAAGAUAGGCACGGGCAGCAAGAACAAAACACAGUUACAAAAUACAUAGAUAAAACACAAACAAAUAAAGAAAAAGUAUUGAAUUUACAAGCAGAUUAUGAAAAACACGUACAUGUAGUGGAGUUCGCCUCAUGUAUUCUCAGUUUGGAUUUAAAGGCACUCAAAGAAAUUAACAGUGUUAGUUUCCAGUCAUUCUGCAACAUAUUCCAUGCUAAAGGUGCAGAGUAGACAAAAGCCUUUUUACCCAGUUCAGUACGGGCAUAUGGAACAGAAAGCAACACGUAGUCUUGAGAAUGGAAGGACUAAGGACCAGCACCUCUCUGCAAUCAAGGAACAAAUGUAGGAAGGCAGUAUUGAAGACAAGUUUCAGCUGAAGUUUACAAUUUGCAUAAAACAUCCCUAAAGAAUGUCCAAGCUAACUCUACAUCGGGGAUAAGACCUAUUUUUUCCAAUCAAAAUUAGACAAAUCAUGAUGAUAGGCUUGCUCAUUAAAAAUUUUAAGGUUCCUCUUAUAAAUGAUACAAGACUUUGAUUUGGGCAUCUUAGUGUUUCUAAUAGCAGUGACGAUACAGUAGUCGCUUAAGUCAUUGCAGAACACUCCCAAAGAGGAGAAUUUAUGAGGAUCAUGCGUCAAAAUUAAAUCAAUCAAGUUGGACUUCUCAGGGCUUUUAAGAUUUGGCCGAGUGGGUGAAUUGACCAACUGGGUGAAAUUAAUAGAAUCACAAAAAGAUUUAAAAUCACUAGAAACUUUUAAGCCAAUCCCAAUUCAAAUCACCAGCUAAAACAAGUUCACUAAUUCAUUCUGGACAAAAGAUGCUUCAAAGAUUGUAAUGUUUCCUUGGAGGCAGAUGGAGGCCUGUAACACCCAACAACAGUUAUACAAAGGCCCUGAAUGAUUUCCACAUUCAAAGCCAAAAAUUCCAGUUGUUUGCAGAUGGAUUCAGACAGAACUAUGCAAGCAUUAAAUUUUGAUUUGAUAUAGAUAGCAACACUGCCACCUUUCUUUGGCCAGUUUGAAGAAGAAAUAGAUUUGGACAGCCAAGUUUCUGAAAUAACAACAAUAUCUGCAUCUGUUGAUUUAACCCAAAUCCAUCUUGAUUCACAAGCUGCGCACAUUAAGAUGAACAAUUUUAAGACCAGACAAAGAUUUAAAAUCAGACGGUGUCUGGGUACACUGCAGCUCAGGGCCAGGGUCAGGUAGCACAUUACCAGAUAAAAG